AUGAACCCGUACAUCUUAGCCACCCUACUAUUUGGUUUAGGCCUGGGGACCACAAUUACAUUUGCAAGCUCCCACUGACUCCUUGCCUGAAUAGGACUUGAAAUAAAUACCCUAGCCAUCAUCCCCAUUAUGGCCCACCUCCACCACCCACGGGCAGUAGAAGCCACCACCAAAUACUUUCUCACCCAAGCCACUGCAGCUGCCAUACUUCUUUUUGCUAGCACUACUAACGCUGGGCUCACAGGACAAUGAGAUAUUCAACAAAUAACCCACCCCCUCCCCGUUACUAUAAUUACCCUCGCCCUAGCACUAAAAAUUGGGCUUGCCCCCGUACACUCCUGACUUCCAGAAGUACUUCAAGGACUGGAUCUCACCACAGGCUUAAUCCUAUCAACCUGACAAAAACUUGCCCCUUUUGCCCUUCUCCUUCAAAUUUACCCCGCAAACUCAACCCUCCUUAUUAUUCUAGGCCUGCUAUCAACACUAGUGGGAGGCUGAGGGGGCCUAAACCAAACCCAGCUCCGAAAAAUCCUUGCCUAUUCCUCCAUCGCCCAUCUUGGAUGAAUAAUCCUCAUCCUACAAUUUUCCCCCUCCCUAACCCUUCUAGCUCUCCUUACAUACCUCGUCAUGACAUUCUCAACAUUCCUUGUAUUUAAACUUAAUAAAUCAACCAAUAUUAAUACCCUCGCCAUUUCUUGAGCUAAGAUACCCGCACUUACUUCUCUAACUCCCCUUAUCUUGCUGUCAUUAGGAGGCCUCCCCCCACUGACAGGCUUUAUGCCAAAAUGACUGAUUCUGCAAGAACUCACUAAACAGGAACUCCCCACCACAGCAACUUUAGCAGCACUUACCGCCCUUCUCAGCCUUUACUUCUACCUACGACUCUCCUACGCCAUAGCAUUGACUAUGCCCCCCAAUAACCUUGCUGGUGUUACACCCUGACGUCUCCCAUCUGCACAACUCACGCUUCCUCUCGCUGUUACAACCACAAUAACCCUAGCACUCCUCCCCCUUACCCCAGCCAUUACUGCAACACUCACUCUUUAA
This is a messenger RNA of Micropterus salmoides (largemouth bass), 1047 nucleotides long. NCBI's taxonomy places the organism in Eukaryota, Metazoa, Chordata, Actinopteri, Centrarchiformes, Centrarchidae. The record is from the annotation of a RefSeq genome assembly.